CCCCUAUUAGGAGAAGCAACACCCCCACUUCUCUCCUCUCCUUCUCUACUUUCAUGGCCUCCUCCAAAACCCUAACCCUAGCUUCUCACUGAUCUCUAGUCCCUUCCGUUCUCAAAUUCAAUUGCAACAGGAGGAUUGUACAGAGAGAGAGAGAGAGAUAAUGGAGAACCCUAAGAAGUCUCGACUCCGGCUCCGCCUCAGAGUGACGGCGAAGAAGCGCGGGAAGGAUCCGAGCACGUCCACAUCAGGAUCAAAUCGAAAGGUCCAUCGUGAGUGUUUCAAUUCAGUGAAGAAGCUGCAGAGGCGAGAGAUCGGGGGGUUCAAUAGGAUGGCACGAGGGUUGUCGUCGUCGAAUGCGAUCGAGAAGUUUCGCAAUUUCCAGCUCCAGGAGGAGUUUGAUACAUAUGACCACAAUGUUCACUGGUUUCUGAAAUUACAGUUUCUUAAGAAGCGAUCUAAAAUCAUUGAGAUUGUUGCAGCAAAGGAUGUUAUAUUUGCUUUAGCUCAGUCCGGUCUCUGUGCAGCUUUUAGCCGAACAACAAACAGACGGAUAUGCGUCUUGAAUAUAAGCCCUGAUGAAGUGAUUAGAAGCCUUUUCUAUAAUAAGAACAAUGAUUCCCUCAUAACAGUAUCGGUUUAUGCAUCAGAUCAUUUCAGUUCUUUGAAAUGCCGAACUACUCCUAUAGAGUAUAUCAGAAGGAACCAAUUGGAUGCUGGAUUCCCUCUUUUUGAAACCGAGUCCCUUAGGUGGCCUGGUUUUGUUGAGUUUGAUGAUGUGAAUGGCAAAGUACUGACUUAUUCUGCCCAAGAUGGCAUUUACAAAGUUUUUGACCUAAAGAACUACUCAUUUUUGUAUUCAAUAUCGGAUAAAGAUGUGCAGGAGAUCAAAAUCAGUCCAGGAAUCAUGUUGCUGAUAUACAUCAAAACUCCUGGUUAUGUUCCGUUGAAAAUACUCUCAAUUGAAGAUGGAACCGUAUUAAAAUCUUUCAAUCAUUUGUUACACCGAAACAAAAAGGUGGAUUUCAUUGAGCAGUUCAAUGAAAAGCUCUUGGUCAAGCAAGAAAAUGAGAAUCUCCAAAUUCUUGAUGUGAGAAAUUCGGAGCUGACUGAAGUUUGUAGGACGGAGUUCAUGACCCCUUCAGCAUUCAUCUUCCUUUACGAGAAUCAUCUCUUUUUAACAUUUAGAAAAGGGACUGUUGCUGUUUGGAAUUUUCGUGGAGAACUUGUCACCUCCUUUGAAGAUCACUUGCUCUGGCAUCCAGAUUGUAAUACCAACAAUAUUUACAUCACAAGCGAUCAGGAUCUAAUAAUCUCAUACUGUAAAGCUGAAGAAGGAUAUGAAGCUGAGGGAGAAGCUGUGGGAUCAAUCAAUAUGAGCAACAUAUUGACGGGGAAAUGCAUUUCCAAGAUAUGCUCGAGCGAUCCUACACUCCAGAUCAAUCCUCGACAGAGAGGCAACACUGGGAGGUCUUCUAUCCGAAGCAGUGUAAAAGAAGCUCUUGAGGAUGUGACGGCGCUCUUCUAUGAUGAAGAUAGGAACGAAAUCUACACUGGAAACAAGCAAGGCCUGAUCCAUGUGUGGUCUAACUAAGUCUACCUUCAUGAAACAUCUCUCUGGAGUUUUAAGUUAUAUAUUGUAGCAUAGAUGGCAGCUCAACACCAAAGAAGGUUGUGUACGAGUCUUUUGCCGCGCAAUGUCAUGUAAUCUUGUGCUUCGCGUAGUUUAUGUAAUGUAAUGUAAUGUGUGCCGUGCAAUGUUAAGUGUCUACUUUUUGUUGCUUUCGUGGAACGUUAUUAUGUAUUUUGUCCAAUAAUUAAAGCGCUUUUCCCGCAAUCAGUAUCAAAUCCAGUUGCAUUGCUGUAUGAAA
Molecule: messenger RNA, 1868 nt
Organism: Asparagus officinalis (garden asparagus)
Lineage: Eukaryota; Viridiplantae; Streptophyta; Magnoliopsida; Asparagales; Asparagaceae
Exons: 8
Coding region: 161-1591 (476 amino acids)
Molecular function (GO): protein binding
Source: RefSeq, a predicted model, not a curated record